This is a messenger RNA of Candidozyma haemuli, 2607 nucleotides long. RefSeq names its product U4/U6-U5 snRNP complex subunit. Gene Ontology annotation, biological process: mRNA splicing, via spliceosome. The record is from RefSeq and is a predicted model, not a curated record. The transcript is spliced from 2 exons. Gene Ontology annotation, molecular function: protein binding. NCBI's taxonomy places the organism in Eukaryota, Fungi, Ascomycota, Pichiomycetes, Serinales, Metschnikowiaceae. The coding region runs from base 1 to 2607 and encodes 868 amino acids.
AUGGAGAGAAAAGCGUUUCUAGACCAGGAGCCGCCUCCAGGCUACGUCGCUGGUGUGGGAAGAGGCGCCACCGGUUUCACUACAAGUGCCGAUACCGGGCCGGUCCGGUUUGAGUCGAACUUUGGUACGGAAGGUGGACUACUAGAUAGCUCUGAACAUGGAGUGCUUUCGCUGAAGAAGCGUACAGAUGAAGACGAUGAAGCUGAUGAGAUCUAUGAAGCUAUAGAAAAGAGACUUGAAGGCCGCCGGAAACGGAAGGACAAGGAAGACGAGGAUGAGUUGGACGUGGUGAAGAUUGAGACUGGAACUGGCACUAUCACUUCUGAGUUCCUGCUGCUCAAGUCCCAAUUGGCACUGGUUUCGGCUCAGGAAUGGGCUAGUCUUCCUGAUGUUGGUGACUUGACUCGAAGAAAUAAGCGCCAGAGGCUUCUAGAGCAACAGCUGCAGAGAACCUAUGCUGCCCCAGAUAUGCUUAUAUCAGGUAGCGGAAGCGGGUUCAGGAACGACAAUAAACAAGAAGAAGCGUCCAAUGAAAAUACAGAGUCUUUGAUUGAGGAAUUGGAGGCUGACGCUGCCCAAAGAGUGGAUAUCGAGAGAAGCAGAAAGAUAUUGGCCUCUCUACGGAAGACUGAACCCAACAAGGCAGACCUGUGGAUCGCGUCUGCUCGUCUUGAGGAGCAAGCAAAGAACUUUGAUCAGGCAAAGAAACUUAUAGUGGAAGGGUGCAAUCGAGUUCCUCAUUCUGCGGAGGUAUGGCUAGAAAGUAUCAAGAUCCAUCGCAAGUCGAGUGAAAGCACGAAGUUGUGCAAGUUCAUUAUAAACGAGGCACUUCGACUCAAUUCUGAAUCUGAAGAGCUUUGGUUUCAGGCCGUGGACCUUGAGAACCCAGCUGAUACUAUUUCUCGACGGAAGAUUCUCAUGAAGGCCUUGGAGUUUCUACCGUCGAACCCUAAAUUAUGGAAGAGCCUUGUGGAGCUUGAAUCUGACGAUGAAGAUGUUAAACGCAUACUUCUGAAAGCAACACAGUUGUGUCCAGAUGACUGGGAGCUAUGGCUUGGGCUACUUCGAUUGUCUAGCUACGCUGAUAGUAAGAAGGUGCUUAAUUCUGCCAGGAAGCAAUUGCCCAAGAAUCCACAUGUCUGGGUCACGGCGCUUAAGCUAGAGGAACGUGAAAAUGAUAAAGUAGGUGAAGAAAAGCUUUCUAAAAUGCUCUCCAAGGGUUUUCAAGAGCUAGAGAAGCAUGACUUCUCCCACGAUAACGAUUUUUGGUUGGAAGAGGCAGCCAAAUCUGAAGAUGAAGGUUUCCCAAGCACGGCAAAAGUCAUUGUGGAAAACACAUACUCUCUUAUUCCUCAAGACGACAGCAGAAUCACAGAGUUGUUCAAGAUUGCAGACAAACUCGCCAAAGCGUCAGCCUCUAAAUGUGCCAUCCACGCUUAUGACCUUCUUACCAAAGAGUAUCCGAACAACAUCAGUUGCUGGACACGAUUGUUCAGAUCGCUUAAAGAAGGUAACUUUGCAAAACCCAAGCAGUUCUACCUGUUUUAUGAGAAAGCAACUCAUGCGAAUUCAACCGUUGAGGUUCUUCAUUUGAUGUACGCCAAAUACGCCUGGGUUGACUGCUCUGAUAUACCUAAAGCCAGAGACAUCCUUGAAAGGGCAGCCUUGGAGUUCCCAAGGAGUGAAAAGGUCCAUUUGGCAAGAUUCAAGUUCGAAGUCCAAACUUCCUCCUACAAAAGCGCAUUUGAUUAUGCCAAAGGUACUUUGGAUAAAGCACCAGACUUGUCCCCAAAGCUUUGGUACAAAUACAUUCAUUUACUAAGGUUCUGUCAGUUCAAAAAAUUGGACUUCACACAGAACGUAUCUAUACUUGGGACAUGCGAUGAAGCAUUAUCUAACUUUCCUGAAAACCCAAAGCUCUAUCUACAAAAAGCACAGGUUCUCGAAGACGCUGAAGAGUUGCGCCCAGCUCGUGAAGUUUUAUCUAUUGGAUCUCGGAAAUGUACCACGUCUGUUCACAUUUGGAUCAAUCUUGCGAAGGUAGAUACCAAGAUGGGUGCGCUGUCACGGGCCAGGUCACUUUUAGAUACGGCAAUUCUUGAAAACCCGAAAAGUCCUCUAUUAUGGUCCGCCAAAAUCCAGCUCGAGUUGGAACAAAAGGACAUCAUAACGGCUAGACAACUUAUUAAUCGUGCUCGUCAACAGUUCCCGUCGUCGCCAGAGAUAUGGCUUCAUCAUUUGACCAUGAUACCUAAAAUGUCUCAUAGGAAGAAUGCUUUUCUCGAUGCCCUUAAGCAAACCAGUAACGCAUCUGAAAUUUUAUUGGGAAUCGGUGUUUUCUUCUGGAUUGACGGACAAUUUGCAAAAGCAAAAGCGUGGUUCGAUAGAGCACUCAAUGCUGACAAGUUGAAUGGUGAUGCUUGGGGUUGGGCAUACUGUUUUUUGGAAAAGCAAGGCAAUGAAGCCGACAGGAAAAAGCUUAUCGGUGAAUUAUCUCAGCAUUUUGAACUGAUCAACAAGGGCGACAAAUGGACCCAGACAGUCAAAGAUCCUCGAAAUUUGGACAAGCGACCUGGAGAAAUUCUCCAACUUUACUUCCGUGGCUAA